AUGCUUUCUCCUUUUACAAAACAAUUGAGGAGGUCGUCCUUCGGCUUUCGUGGGCUAAGAAAUGCAAGUUCAAAAGUCAUCGGAAUUGAUUUGGGCACGACAAACAGCGCUGUGGCAUAUGUGAAGGAUCCUUUUGACCUCAGUUCCGUCACAAUAAUUGAGAAUGAUGAGGGGAAGCGCACAACGCCGUCAGUGGUGGGGUAUGAUAAGUCUGGUCGCACGUUGGUGGGUGAUGUGGCGCAACGACAAGCGCUUGUGAACCAAGGUAGUACGUUUUAUGCAACGAAAAGGCUCAUUGGACGUCAGUUCGAUGAUCCAGAUACUCAAAGGGAUUUGAAAAGACUUCCUUACAAGGUUGUCAAAAAUGAGAAAAAUGGGCAAGCGUACUUGCAGGCAAGUAGCGGAGACACCAAGUCUCCCAGCGAGAUCGGAUCUGAAAUAUUGACAUAUUUGAGAAAAAAUGCAGAAAAUUAUCUUGAGGAAAGCAUCAACAAGGCUGUUAUCACGGUGCCAGCUUAUUUUAACGAUUCUCAGCGCCAAGCUACAAAAGACGCUGGAAUUUUAGCAGGGUUGAAAGUCCUGCGCGUGGUGAAUGAACCAACUGCAGCGGCACUCAGUUUUGGACUUAACUCUGAUAACUACUCAGGAGUCAUAGCGGUGUAUGACUUGGGAGGUGGCACAUUUGAUAUAUCGAUUCUAGAUAUCGAGGAUGGGGUUUUCGAGGUCAGGGCAACAAAUGGUGAUACCCACUUAGGUGGUGAAGAUUUUGACCAUUUAGUUUCAUCUCACAUUUUAGAAUCUUUUUUCAAACAAAAUCCCGAUGUCGUUAAGGAGGAUGUUUUACAGGACCACGAAUGCAUGCAGAGAAUUAGAAGCGCUUCGGAAAAGGCCAAAAUAGAGCUAUCUCAUGUCAAGCAAGCUACCAUCAGCAUUCCAUUCUUGUUCGACAAUAAACAUGUGAGUGUCAACAUGUCAGAAGAAGAAUUGGAUAAUUUAACCAUGCCUUUAAUAGAAAAAACGAUCCCCCCGGUCAAAAAAGCCUUAAGAGACUCCGAUAUCGAGCCACAUGAUGUCGACGAAGUUAUCAUGGUAGGGGGUAUGACAAGGAUGCCAAAAAUUCGUUCCGUGGUUGGAGAACUUUUCGGUAAAAAGCCCAACACAAACGUAAACCCCGAUGAGACAGUAGCCUUGGGAGCUGCAAUUCAAGGUGGUAUCCUCUCUGGCGAGAUUAAAAAUGUACUUUUACUCGAUGUGACUCCGCUCACGCUUGGCAUCGAAACUUACGGGGGCGUCUUUUCCCCGUUGAUCCCCAGAAACACAACAGUGCCAAUAAAGAAAACCGAAAUUUUCAGUACCGGAGUUGAUGGACAGAACGGGGUAGAUAUACGUAUUUUCCAGGGAGAAAGGGGAUUGGUGAAAGACAAUAAACUGAUUGGUGAUUUCAAAUUGGCUGGCAUCCCACCUAUGCCCAAAGGCGUCCCACAAAUUGCAGUCACUUUCGAUAUCGAUGCUGACGGCAUCAUAAAUGUGACUGCAGCUGAAACCAGUACAGGACAAGAGAACUCAAUGACGGUUAUAGCGAAUUCAGGACUGACGGAGGAAGAGAUAGCUCAAAAAAUUCAGGAGGCAAAUGCUAACAAAGAACGUGACAACAUCAUCAGGCAGAGAGUUGAUCUCAUUACGAAAGCCGAUAUUAUGCUAUCGGACACCGAAAAUGCUUAUAAAACGUUUGAAGAAGUUAUUUCAGGGGACGAAAAGUACCCAACAUUAUUAGAAAAGCUACGGAGCAUCAAGUCAUUGAUAAAAAAAGCUCAAGAAGAUGAUACCGACUUUAGCAUCGACGUGAAUGAGAUCAAACGUGCAACCGACGAUAUCCAGAAGGCAUCCCUCGCUCUGUUCCAGAGAUCUUCACAAAGACAUCGAACGUAA
This is a messenger RNA of Lachancea mirantina, 1929 nucleotides long. Lineage: Eukaryota; Fungi; Ascomycota; Saccharomycetes; Saccharomycetales; Saccharomycetaceae. The record is from the annotation of a GenBank genome assembly.